AUGAGCGUCCCAACGGUUUCUCCCCGCCCCGACGCACCUUUUGACUUCCAAUCACUCAUGCUUCAAGGCUAUUUUGAGCACCCAAACAAGCCAUUCAAAAUCGUCGGGCCAACGUCGGAUCUCAUAUUGCUACCCAAACAAUACGCCUCGGAAUUGGGGACGUACAGCUCCCAACAACUCAGCUUCGGGUCAGCCAUACAUGAUUUCUGGAUGUCAAAAUACACCACCUGGAGGUAUCAUUUGGACGAUGAGACUGGACGUCAAACGCUCAUGGGAAGUCUUAGACGAGACGGCCCACAUAUUGUUUCCGCCGUCGAUGAGGAGAUCGAACGGGGUUUUCAGGAAUGGGAAGACCGAUACUUCCAGCCAACAAAGGAAAAGAUCUUUGUCAACAGCGACGCAUCCCAUGACGGCUGGACCGACAUCUCCAUGAACCCAUGUCUUCGGCCGUUGGUCAACCAAGCCUUUGGAAGGGUCCUAGUCGACGCACCGUUGUGCCGUGACGUGGACUGGCUUAACGCCGCGAGCGGGACCGGCAUAAAGCUGAUGUUGGCGGCUCGAGACCUCCGCGGACUGCCUGCGUGGUCGCGACCCGUCCUCAAGCAUUUCCUACCUAACUACCGCAACCUGAUGGCAACGCGGAGAACGAUCGCCGAAAGGACGGUGCCGCUCGUGAAGGCGCGUCUGCUGCAGGACAGCGGCCUGGAAGAGAAGCCACACGACAUGAUCGGCUACCAGCUGCAACAUUCGAAAGGAUGGCGGGCUACGGAUGUCGACUUUCACGUUGGCCAGAUCUUCGAUAACGUGUUUGCUGGAGAUAAUCAGAUUGUGAAUGCCUUGUUACAAUGCGCUUACGAUUUAGCAGCAUUACCCGAAUACCAGCAGCCCUUGCGCGACGAAGUCCGCAGUGUUCUUGGCCAGGGAAAUGACAUCACCUUGGAAGCGUUGUCACGGAUGCCAAAGAUAGACAGCUUCAUGAAAGAGGUAGUCCGUCUCAGACCAGGUACUUUGAUUGUCAUGGCCCGAAAGGCCCUUUGCGACGUCCAACUCUCCGACGGCCUCGUCAUCCCGCGCGGCGUCACAGUAGCCAUGCCGUCGUGUGCCAUAAACCACGACCCGGCUAUCUACGGGGAGGACGCGUCUGAUUUCAAGCCGUUCCGGUUCGUCAGUAGCGACGAUUCCACUCCCCCCGCUGCGGCCUUUGAGUCAAUCUCCGGGCCGGGUCUCGACUUUGGACGCGGCAAGGCUCCUUGUCCGGGACGCUACAUUUCAUUGUGGACUAUGAAGGUUGUGCUUGCGCGGUUCGUUCUGCGCUACGAGGUGAAGCUGAAGCCGGGAUUGGAUCGACCGAGAGACAUUGCGGCUGGGGUGCACAGAAUUGCAGACUUGAAAGGUAGUAUGCUGAUUAGAAAGGUGGUAGCAUGA
Molecule: messenger RNA, 1425 nt
Organism: Colletotrichum karsti
Lineage: Eukaryota; Fungi; Ascomycota; Sordariomycetes; Glomerellales; Glomerellaceae
Product: putative cytochrome P450
Exons: 4
Coding region: 1-1425 (474 amino acids)
Molecular function (GO): monooxygenase activity; heme binding; oxidoreductase activity, acting on paired donors, with incorporation or reduction of molecular oxygen
Source: RefSeq, a predicted model, not a curated record